AUGUACGACCUCAACUUGCCCACCGAGUUCGGUGCGGCCACCGUCCGCAUCGCCCUGCCGCCCUCGUCCCUCCUCAAAUUCCCUCCCACUGAGCUCCCCGAGGUUGUCCCGGCGCCGCAUGCGACGGAAUUCUCCUGGCAGCAGCCCUUCAACAUUCCCAAUGAUCUCUAUGCCCAGCUCCUUGAUGUGCGCGUGCCCAUCACCAUCGCCUCCGUCUACGCCAUCACUGUGGUGGUGAUCAAUCGCAUCAACAAGAGCCGCGGCUACAAGCCCUGGGGUUUUAGCCACUCUUCUCUCUUCAAACUGUUCGUGGUCCUGCACAAUGUCUUCCUUGCGGUCUACUCCGCCUGGACCUUUGCCGGCAUGUUCCGGGCCUUUGGAAACUCCUGGGCGGACCGCGAUCAGCCCAAUGGCCUGGUUGGGAUUGUGGACUCGCUGUGCAAGAUCAAUGGUCCUCGUGGCUACGGAAACGCGGCCACAUAUAGCCCCAUUACCGACCAAUGGUCUAUUCCCAACCCGGCUUAUAAGCUGGUCAACGGUCAGCCCGAUCCAUCGGAUGUUGGUCGUCUUUGGAACGGCGGUCUGGCUUACCUGGGCUGGAUCUUCUACCUGUCAAAAUUCUACGAAGUCGUGGACACCGCGAUUAUCCUGGCCAAGGGCAAGAAGAGCUCGACUUUGCAGACCUACCACCACGCCGGUGCCAUGAUGUGCAUGUGGGCCGGUAUUCGCUAUAUGGCGGCUCCCAUUUGGAUCUUCGCCCUCGUCAACUCUGGCAUUCACGCCAUGAUGUAUACCUACUACACCCUGACUGCUUUGCGCAUUCGCGUCCCCAACGCCAUCAAGCGUAGCUUGACCACCAUGCAGAUCACCCAGUUCGUUUUCGGCACCAACAUGGCCGCCGCCUACCUCUUCGUCCACUACACGAUCCCCUACCCCGUGGGAAGUGCUGCCCUGAGCCAACUCUCCAAGGCCGCUCCCGCUGCUGCCGCCACUGCGGCUGUCGACGCCGGCGUGGUGCCCUGGUUGAAGAAGCUGGCCUUCCGCGCCGCCGGUGCCGAGGGUAUCGCCGAGAACGUGGGCGGUGCCGUCGCUACUCCUCGCUCCGGAUACACCCAGGAGAUGGUGACUUGCGUGGACACCACUGGCCAAGCCUUCGCCAUCUGGCUGAAUGUUUCUUAUCUGCUUCCUCUCACUUAUCUCUUCGCCCGCUUCUUCGUGCGCUCCUACCUCAAGAGCAAGCCCUCUAAGCAGCCGACUCACAUGGAGGCUGCUGAGAAGGCCGGCAUGGAUGCGCUGAAGAGCCUGAGCCGCGAAAUUCAGAGGGCUGCCAUAGAGGGUGAGAACAGCGAGGUAACUACCGAUGAUGAGGUCGUUAAGGCCCACGUCCAGAAAAUCGCCGAGGUGACUGCCUCUCAGGAUUCACCCGUCCGGACGCGGGCCUCCGCCGCCAACAAGGCCAAGGCUGCCUCCGCUGCGAACAACCAGUCGGGAUCUGAUGAGGGUUUCUCGAAAGUGCCUGCGAAGAAGGGUGCCAAGAAGCAGGCCAAGUCGGAGCAGUCCAGUCCCAAUGUUCCUGAGACAAAGGGGCAGAACCCGUUCGGUGUCCUUGACCGUGGCGCUUGA
Penicillium argentinense is the source of this 1623-nucleotide messenger RNA. RefSeq names its product elongation of very long chain fatty acids protein. Gene Ontology annotation, molecular function: fatty acid elongase activity. Gene Ontology annotation, biological process: sphingolipid biosynthetic process; fatty acid elongation, saturated fatty acid; fatty acid elongation, polyunsaturated fatty acid. Lineage: Eukaryota; Fungi; Ascomycota; Eurotiomycetes; Eurotiales; Aspergillaceae. The transcript has a single exon. The record is from RefSeq and is a predicted model, not a curated record. Gene Ontology annotation, cellular component: endoplasmic reticulum membrane. Bases 1 to 1623 code for a protein of 540 amino acids.